Oryctolagus cuniculus (rabbit) is the source of this 4172-nucleotide messenger RNA. The record is from RefSeq and is a predicted model, not a curated record. NCBI's taxonomy places the organism in Eukaryota, Metazoa, Chordata, Mammalia, Lagomorpha, Leporidae.
GCGGCCACUCGAGGCUCCCAGCUUCCUGGCUCCCAGGGCACAUCUGAACAGCCGUGGGCGUAGCAGGUGCAAGGAGCCCACACCUGCUCUGUCUCCUCAGGGUGGGCGUCGGCCUGUGCACUCUGCACCUCUUGAGAAGACACCUGUGCACUGCUGGGGAUGGGCAGAAGCAAACCCCACCCCUGCCCAGCAGCCUGGGACCGACUCAGCUGGCGCUGGCAGGUGGGACACACCUCAUAGGUUCUCAGUGUAUGACACACAAAUCAAUUUAGCAUUUGUCAUAAAACCAUGGUUUUCUUGUGGUUGUUUUAAGGAAAAAAAUUUCAAAGAUGUGGGGAGCAACUGAGACUAGACUAAGUUACUGGAAUUAAGACUUAUUCUAUGCAUCUGCUCUCCCACAAUAUGGCGCUGGGGAGGAGUAAAACUUCUACGCAGCUGCCUCUCGCCAAUUUGACUGAUGAGCUGCAGGAGCUGAUCCUGCUCCUGAUUGGAGGAGAGCAGCGUGCUCGGCGUGUGGGUAGCAGAAUUGGGAUUGGUGGAGGAGGACUAUAAAGGAGGAGAGAGACAACAUGCACCGGGAACAUCUGAAGGAACACCUGAGCAGCCCCUGAGAGAGCCGGCCGGCAGUGUGCCGCUCCUCCGUGGAAGCAGGGAAAGUGGCUAGGGGGAACCGCCCUUCCACGGAGGUGGAGGGGACGGCAGCCAACCCGGGAAAGACCAGCAGCAAACCCGGGAAGGGCCGAGCAGACAAAAGAUGCGCAGGGUCCUGUGUCGUUCCUCCGCGAAUGGGGGAGCGAUUACCGCAUUCUCCUUCCAAAACCUCCCACCCCAUGGUGAUUCAACCUUGGCCUUGUUAAGGUGGGCAUGGACUUUUGGAGGAAGGGUCAGUAGAGGAGGGGUCGAUCCCCGGGGAUUUGAAGCGGGACAUUGGGUGUUCCUGGGCCUCUCUCGGGCCUGCUGACACACAGGGGAGAAGCAAUUGCUUCCCGCUAGGAUUAAUACCCUGCCCUGAUACCAGGAUGAGACAGGGCAGCAAGCAAAGAGAUGCCCACAGGGGGAGACAUGGACCCAAGCCCAUUCCCUUGGGAACUCAGGCCCUCACCGCUCCUUUGGCAGCCGUCCCCUCCCCUCCUUUAGAUUCCUUGCACCUGCACUUCUGCCACCUGUGGGCACCACAGGCUGGCGCCCCUCCCACACCUAUAGCUGCCUGCACUACUGUGCUCAUGGGGGUGGACACGCACCCAAAUAGGACCACUGGACCGGACACGGACUGCAACUCAGGGAACAACUUGGUGAGAACGGCUUGAGGUAGAAGUCAGUGUGGCUGGGUCAGGUCCCCAUCUCGCCCUCAGGGCAGCGCCCCCUCCUGAGCCCAGCCUUCCCCUCAACAAGGGUCCGUCAGUCUGGGAACCUGAGCAGGGGCAGGGGGGUCCCAUCAGGGGCCUGGGGCUGUCACCGCAGUGCAUCUCCUCCUUCCCUUCCCUUCCUGAGGGGCAAGGGUCACUGAGCGCCCACUGCAAACCUCUUUCAUCCGGGCCUUAGACAGAUGCAGCGGGCAGGCAGGGGUCUCUUGUCUCUGGGACCCACUGCACACUUGGUGGGGGCUGCGGACUACAGGGCGGGACCCAGGGCCCCCUCCCCCUGCGAAGCCCAGCCAAGAUGGAGAAGGGGGCACGGCUGGGGCCCUCACUGCCAGGCUGAGCCACACCCCGAGGGCCACCACCCAACGCCCCAAGCCGCCAAUAGGGGGCACGCGUGGCCGGAGCGCGCAGGGUCUCAGUCUGGGCCCUGGGUCCUGGAUCUGUCUGGGCUGUGGCUCCCCAGGAGGCCGAGGUGCAGGGGUAAGGGUGAGGACGGCCUGGGCAGGAGGCUGGCGGAGGGCGAGUGUAUGCCAGCGGGAGACGCCCGCAGAGACGUUUGGCGCCUGCCUCGCUCCUCAGCCUCUCUGACAGCCACGAUUAGGAUUCCAGGGUCCUGGGCUGGGGAGCAGUCCCGCCCCCUCCACCCUUCGCGGCCUCCCCCAGGGCUUCCCUGGCAGUGGCUCUAAGAGCAGUGCGGCCCCCGCCCGAGGGAUGACUCUUCCAGGGCUGCAGAGCGCCCCCUGCUGGCACGAGGAGCCCUCAGGCCGGGCUGGGCUCUGCACCCCUGUUCUCCUCCCUGGGGCCGGCUUCCCGGGAGCCUCUGGUUGGGCCAGAACCUCCGUCCCUUUAGCCCAGCUCCUGGGCCUCUGUCAGGAGGCCAGGGCCCGGAAAGCAGCACUGGGCGGCGGCGGAGGCAGCGCAGCCCUGGCUGCUUCAGGCCCAGGCCCCGCCCCAGCUCCCUGCCCCCUUCCCUCCUCCUCCUGCUGGGAAGGGCUGGUCUCAACCUCACCCAAGAGCCCUCCGUACACACCUGUAGGGGUCGCACUCCGGCCCUUGUGGGUCUCUGAAGGAAGCUCCCUGGUGUGUCCCAGCCCCAUGAUACUGACAAAGCUCAGCGCCUGCCAUGUCCUGUCCAGGCCAUCCCUGUGGUCAUCAUUUGUCGGGGUCUUUCUGUUCACACCCUGGAGCUCACAGGGGUCCCAACUCUGAGUGUUACACGGCAGGACAGGCCCCACGGAGAAAGGGGGCAGAGGGCAGUGGCAGCAGUGCCCGGGGGGCCACACCUGCUUGUGCACACAGCCCCUCCUCCCUCCUUGCAACUCUGGGGCUUGCAUGCCAAUGUGUGCACCUGCAGGUGCACCUUUGUGGGUACCUGUGUGUGUGCACAGGAAUACUGAGGGGAAUCCGUGAGAAGAGGACAGGCGGGACAUGGGUUAUAAUAGGCACACAUGCUUACACCUGCAUAUACCUAAUCAUGUGCACACACACAUGUACACACGUACUAUAUAAGUGUACACAUGAAUGUGCACACACAUAUACACACAUACAUAUGCACAAAUGUACUAAACAAGUGCAUGGGAUAUCUAAUUAAAUAUUGGCUUAUUCAAGUUCAAUAAACACUCUGAAGUCCAUACAUAGGAGUUUGAGCCCUUGCAAAAGAAGUCCAAAGAACAGAGGGGUGGAGUUAGAAUAAAUAAGAGUUCUAGAAAGACAGUGGUUAGCUGGGAAGGAAGAACCUUGCCAGAGCACCUGAGGUCAGGCUGCCUACUGCGUUCUUCUGGCUGCUCCCUCCUCUGCUGGAGCAGGUGCCACACUCAGGUUUCCCCGCAGCCUGUUUGUGCGUGACCCCACAAAGCCAUGUGGCUGUGUCUGGCGGCCCUCGUGGGCCUGUACUACCUGGUGCGCUGGUACCGGGAGAGGCAGGUGGUGAGCCAGCUCCUGGACAAGUUCGUCUUCAUCACGGGCUGUGACUCGGGCUUCGGGAGCCUGCUGGCCAGACAGCUGGACAGGAGGGGCUUGAGGGUGCUGGCUGCGUGUCUGACGGAGGAGGGGGCUGAGCAGCUGAGGCGCCAGACAUCGGACAGGGUGGAGACGGUGACCCUGGACGUCACCAAGACCGAGAGCAUCGCGGCCGCCGCCCAGUGGGUGCAGGAGCACGUGGGGGACCGAGGGCUCUGGGGCCUGGUGAAUAACGCUGGCGUCUCCACCGCCACGGCCCCCAACGAGUGGCUGACCAAACAGGACUUUGUGGACGUGCUCAACGUGAACCUGCUGGGGACGAUCGAGGUGACCCUGAGCCUGCUGCCCGCAGUGAGGAAGGCCAGGGGCCCCGUGGUCAAUGUCUCUAGUGUCAUGGGCCGCUUGUCGCUGUUUGGUGGCGGCUACAGCAUCUCCAAGCAUGGCGUAGAGGCCUUCUCGGACUCCCUCAGGAGGGAGCUCUCCCCCUUCGGGGUGAAGGUGGCCAUCAUUGAGCCCGGUGCCUUCAAGACCAACCUUGCGGACCCGAAGAGAUUCAUGCAGUCCUUACGGGCGGCCUGGGAGUGCGCUGGCCCGGAGGUCAGGGCCAUCUAUGGCGAGGACUUUCUGGGAGCCUACAUGAAGUUGGGUCAGCCGUUCAAGUCUCCGUUCAGGCAGGACCUCCCCUUGGUGACGGACUGCAUGGAGCACGCGCUGACCGCCUGCCACCCCUGCACCCGCUACUCGCCAGGCUGGGACGCCAAGCUCUUCUACAUCCCCAUGAGCUACAUGCCCACCUUCCUGGUGGACGCCAUCAUUCACUGGUUUUCCCCGAGGCCAGCCCAGGCCCUGUGA